Thalassophryne amazonica is the source of this 2128-nucleotide messenger RNA. It is a transcript of the gene elk4, whose product is annotated as ETS transcription factor ELK4. NCBI's taxonomy places the organism in Eukaryota, Metazoa, Chordata, Actinopteri, Batrachoidiformes, Batrachoididae. Gene Ontology annotation, biological process: cell differentiation; regulation of transcription by RNA polymerase II. Gene Ontology annotation, molecular function: DNA-binding transcription factor activity, RNA polymerase II-specific; sequence-specific DNA binding. Bases 209 to 1648 code for a protein of 479 amino acids. The record is from RefSeq and is a predicted model, not a curated record. Gene Ontology annotation, cellular component: nucleus. The transcript has 6 exons.
AACGCAGCAUUCUUUCCAGUUCACAGCGUCUCUCUUCAGUCUGACUCAGUUUGUUGUGAUUUCUCCUCAGGUAUUCGUGUGACAUUUGGUUAGAGGCUGCUUUUUUGGACUGUCACACAUUAGAAAGCGUCACAACGAUGUUUUGGGACUAUUUCAACGCGACUGGACCACUUGGUUGUUCAGCGGGCUCCAGCAGCGAGUGAGAGACAUGGACAACUCUGUCACCUUGUGGCAGUUUCUUCUGCAGCUUCUUCUGGACUCCAGUAAUGAACAGCUGAUCUGCUGGACCAAUGAGGAAGGGGAGUUCAAACUGCUGCAGGCAGAGGAGGUGGCCAGACUGUGGGGAGCCCGAAAAAACAAGCCCAAUAUGAACUACGACAAACUCAGCAGGGCUCUCAGAUAUUAUUAUGACAAGAACAUCAUAAAGAAGGUGAAUGGACAGAAGUUUGUUUAUCGCUUUGUAUCAUAUCCCGACAUCCUGAAAGGUGAUGUUGCUACCAGAACAGAUGGUGGGGAAGUGGCUACUGGAGGCAUUACUUUGCAGUCAAGGAGGGGAGACAGAACCCUCCAAGAUGGUGAGUCUGGUGACCGAUGCAAGGUAGGAGGGAGCACAGCGGCACAGGCCUCCAGCACCAAGCAGUCCAACCGCAAUGACUACAUCCACUCUGGUCUGUACAGCUCCUUUACACUUAACUCAUUGCAAAAUGGGUGCCAGCUUUUCAAGUCCAUCAAAAUUGAGAACCCAGCAGAGAAGAUGGCUGACAAGAGUGGUCUGAGUGCUACAGCCCAAAGCCAAGAUGCACCAUCUGAACCACAGAUGACAGCAUUACCAUCCGUCAUCAAAUUUGGAAACAGCCCUCCAAAGCCAGCGCUACCGCUGCCUCCUCAGGUAGCCAUAGACACAAACUUGAUGUCCAACUCCGCCGAUCCUCUCCAAACUCCACCUUCAAGGGUCGAAGACCACAUGGUCACACAGUCCACCCUGCAGUCCCACCCUGUGUAUUUGUUUGAACGCGGCCGCACAUCAGAGCCACAGUUCAGCAUACCUGACCUGAUCUCAUCCAGCCCGUCCCCAAGUGUUGUGCCUGACUCCUCCCAAGAGCUUGUGAUUGACAGCGACAUUGACUCCAUAUCUUCUCAGACCACAGACAGUCAACUACAGUCUGCAGAACUACAGUCACAGGAAAAGAUGGAAAUUGGCAGUUGUUUGUCAGGAGAUGAGACUAUUUUAGUGGAGGCUGAGACGAGUUCAUCUUCAGUGAGCAGCAGCAGCACCACAGUAAAUACUUUAAGCUCAGGAAAGACGCGCAAGCCACCAAAAAUUCUGCAGAUUCCACCAACUCUGCUGGUCACCACCCCUGACUUCUCAUCCAUAAACCUCUGCAGCCCUUCACUUCCUACUGCUUCUCUCACACCAGCAAUGCUACAGACUCCCACUCUGUUGCUGACUCCCAGUCCACUACUGUCUAAUAUCCACUUCUGGAGCACGCUCAGUCCAGUCGCUCCUUUGAGCCCAGCCACUCGACGCCAAGGAGCCCAACUAUUCCAAUUUCCAUCAGUCCUCAACCCCCAGUUCCAGAUCCCUGUGCAUAGUAUGGAUGGGACCAACACACCCGGACCCAUUUCCCCGGACCUCCAGAAAACAUAGGAGCAACUCAAACCAUCUCACUGCUUUUGGUGACAGAUAACCGACCUACUCCUCUUCAGAUUCAGCAGCUACUCCCAGACAAAAGGCCAUUAUGAGGUCAUUCCCUCCCCCAGGUCUGUAUAAAUUCUGGACAGACUGUAAUUCAGUGCUACAGAAUUCACGGUGCUUAUCAGUGUUUGGACAAAAGGUUCUGGACAGAUGUUUGACAGCCCGAUAGUUUUUACAUCCUGAGGAUGCUCUUUUGUGCUCCUAACUCAGAUUAACUUUCCCUGCCGUAUGGGCAUCCCCAAUCAAAACGAUCAGAAAAAGAGGGAAUAGUUUCCAUGACAACUGUGGGUUCAUGUGGAUUGGCCCAUUCACAGCCAUAAAUUUGCUUCAUAUUUGAACAUAGACUAGUGGAAUUUCAGAUAUUUGAAUCUUUCCCAUGAUAUAUUUUUCUGCUUUUCCCUCUCAGAAGACAUAUCCCCCCCUUUUUUUCUC